UCCUCCCAUUCGGCCACUGCCCUGCUCCCUCUUCCUCUCCCUCUCUUCUCCCCUCUCCUUUAGGGCAAUCCACAUUGGUGGUCUUCUUGAGUGGUUUCUGGCCACUUUUCUGUAAGAAAACAAGAAACCGUUAGUGGGUUUCUUCCUCCUCUUUUUCUUCUCUUUCUUUUGUUUUUCUCUUGGGGGGAUUCGCAGUGAGUUGCAGAGAGGGGAAAGAGGUUUGGGGGGGGGAUAAUAAUGGCGGUCUGUUUCUUGCAUUUCUUGGUGGUGCUCUUGCCGCUGGUGCAUGGUGGGCAUGACUACGGGCAGGCGCUGAGCAAGAGCAUCCUCUUCUUCGAGGCCCAGAGAUCCGGCUACCUCCCCAGCACCCAGCGCGUCACCUGGCGUGCCAAUUCCGGCCUCCAGGAUGGGAAGGCCAACGGGGUGGACUUGGUCGGAGGGUACUACGACGCAGGGGACAAUGUCAAGUUCGGGCUGCCGAUGGCCUUCACCAUUACCAUGAUGUCAUGGAGCGUGCUCGAGUAUGGCAGGCAGAUGGCCAACAAUGGGGAGCUCCGGCACGCCAUGGAUGCUAUCAAGUGGGGUACCGACUACUUCAUCAAGGCCCACCCCGAGCCCUACGUCCUCUACGGCGAGGUAGGGGAUGGAAACACAGACCACUACUGCUGGCAGAGGCCCGAGGACAUGACGACGUCGCGCUACGCCUACCGGAUCGACACCAACAACCCGGGGUCGGACCUUGCCGGAGAGACGGCGGCGGCCAUGGCCUCGGCAUCCAUCGUCUUCCGCCGUUCAAACCCUGCCUACUCCAAUGAGCUUCUUAACCACGCGAAGCAGCUUUUCGACUUCGCGGACAAGUACAGGGGUAGAUAUGACAGCAGCAUCACGGUUGCACGGAAAUACUACCAAUCAGUCAGCGGAUACGCUGAUGAAUUGCUAUGGGCAGCUGCAUGGUUGUAUCAGGCUACUAACGAGCCCUACUAUCUAAACUACCUUGGGGAAAAUGGAGACUCCCUUGGUGGAACUGGAUGGGGCAUGACUGAGUUUGGGUGGGAUGUCAAAUACGCUGGUGUGCAGGUUCUCGUUUCCAAGUUUCUAAUGCAAGGGAAGGCAGAUCACCAUGCUCCUGUUUUUGAAAGGUAUCAGCAGAAGGCUGACUUCUUCAUGUGUGCGUGCCUUGGCAAAGGGACCAGGAAUGUUCUGAAGACUCCAGGCGGUUUACUGUUCCGUCAAAGGUGGAAUAACUUGCAGUUUGUGACUAGCGCUGCUUACCUACUAACCGUUUAUUCUGACUACCUCUCAUCUGCUGGGAAAUACUUGCACUGUCCUGGCGGAUCAGUUUCUCCAUACGAGCUUCUUGCGUUGGCGAAAUCCCAGGUGGACUACAUCCUCGGUGAUAACCCAAGGGCUACAAGCUACAUGGUGGGAUAUGGCAAUAACUAUCCACGCCAAGUGCACCACAGGGGCUCAUCCAUCGUCUCUAUUAAGGUGAACCCAACAUUUGUCAGUUGCAGAGGAGGCUAUGCGACCUGGUUCAGCAGGAAGGCAAGUGACCCUAACCUCCUGGAUGGUGCCAUUGUUGGUGGCCCAGAUGCCUACGAUGAUUUUGCUGAUGAAAGAGACAACUAUGAGCAAACUGAGCCUGCUACAUACAAUAAUGCACCACUUAUUGGUGUAUUAUCUCGCUUGCACGGCGGCAGUGGUGGAUACAAUCAGCUUCUUCCAGUAAUGCUUCCGACUCCUGUAGCAUCAACUCCAAAGCUGCCAUCUCCUGCACCAGUAGUUUCCAGGCCGCCUACAUCGAUGCCACAUCAAAGGAGAUCCCCUUCCUCUCAUGCGAGCUACUCUCCAAUAUCUGUAUCUCAGCAAGCAACUGCCUCCUGGAACUUCAAGGGUCGAACCUACUACAGGUACUCCACAAUUGUGACAAACAAAUCAGACAAGACAGUGAAGGACCUGAAGCUUGCAAUAUGGAAGCUGUAUGGCCCUCUGUGGGGCUUAUCCAAGUAUGGAAAUGAAUACUAUUUUCCUACAUGGAUCACCGCAUUGCCGGCUGGAAAGAGCCUUGAGUUUGUCUAUAUCCAUGCUGCUGAUCCUGCCGAAAUUUCAGUUUCGGGCUACACUCUAGCCUAAAGUCUCUGCCUUCAGAACAACAACAACCAUCAUCAGGACCUUUUUUUCUCCUUUUGGUCUCAGUUCGGCUUUGCCUUUCUUUGUUUAUGUAUGUAAGGAUGUGCAGUGUAUACUGUAAGCAUAGUGCAGGCAGAAUAUCUGGUAUCUUGGUGGGAGGGAUGAAGUUUAGAUAGAUAUCCAGUGACUUCAGGGGAUAAGAAUAAAAAUGAAGGGUUGGGGGAGAAAGGAGUGAAGAGACUUGAAGUGUGCUCAUCCUCUUUCUCCUCCCCUCAUUUUUUUGUGUGCCUUCUUUCUCCUCAUUUGUUUAGUGUGAGAGAGAAAGAGGGAGAUGGAGAGAGAUUUGGAGGGCAAAGGGGCCUCUCCAAAAUGUGGGGUGUGUUUGUGUUGAGUCUUUGAAUCAUGUCUACCAGGAAAGGUGGGCUUGCGUGUAUGUUAGGCAGCCACUUCUGCCUCUUUUGAGUUUUUUUCUUUUGCCCUUUCUCGACAUAGAAAAGAUGGUUAUCAAUGCAAUAGUUUCUGUUUUUGUAA
Messenger RNA from Nymphaea colorata (pocket water lily), 2661 nucleotides. Its product is annotated as endoglucanase 6-like. Gene Ontology annotation, molecular function: hydrolase activity, hydrolyzing O-glycosyl compounds; carbohydrate binding. Gene Ontology annotation, biological process: carbohydrate metabolic process. The transcript has 9 exons. Lineage: Eukaryota; Viridiplantae; Streptophyta; Magnoliopsida; Nymphaeales; Nymphaeaceae. The coding region runs from base 238 to 2133 and encodes 631 amino acids. The record is from RefSeq and is a predicted model, not a curated record.